Messenger RNA from Ilex paraguariensis (yerba mate), 868 nucleotides. NCBI's taxonomy places the organism in Eukaryota, Viridiplantae, Streptophyta, Magnoliopsida, Aquifoliales, Aquifoliaceae. The record is from the annotation of a GenBank genome assembly.
UGUGUGACAGAGAAACAGAAAUGGGAAGUAGAGUUUAAAAUGGGAGUGUGGAUUAUGAGCCCCAAGAAGAAGUGGUGGGUGUGGUGUGGGUGGGUAUACAAUGGGAAGCAGAGCUUUGCUGCUUCUGAGAGGAAUAACCAUAAGAGCAGACCAUGGCAUCUCCUUCAGCUUACAGAGGAGCAGCUUCGGAAAAGAUUUUAUAGGGAAGAGAAGGAGGGUUCGAAAUUAUUCGAUUAGGUCUGGUCUUGAGCCUCCUGAUGUGCUUCGUUUGGCAGAAACCGCUCGAAUUUCUCUCACCCCAGAUGAAGUUGAAGAAUUCGCUCCAAAAAUUCAAAAAGUGGUAGACUGGUUUGGGCAACUCCAAGCGGUUGAUCUUCAGAGUAUUGAGCCAGCCAUUAGGGCAGAUACUGAAGGUGACAAUUUGCGUGAUGAUUUGCCUGAAACAUUUGAGAAUGGGCAAGCCAUGAUAGCUGCUGUUCCAAGCUAUGAAGAACCAUAUAUUAAAGUGCCCAAAGUUUUGAACAAGGAGUAACAAUGUUUUGGAAUGAAACAAAUAGGUGGCACGAGGCGGGAUUCAUUUGGAGUUUGAAGCAAGAGAAUGCUGUGGCAUUAUCAUGUCACAUGUGGAGUUGGAACUAUUUAGUGUUUUUUGUGAUGUUUGAGAGCAAAUAUGCAGAUUCAUGCACAAUAUGUAACUAUGAAGUGGGUUGUGCCCAUAGUAAACAUUCUUAAACAUUGAUCGAAAUUGAACUAUGAGGAUUUAAGUGCGUCGUGGUGGAUUAGGUUGGCAUUAUCAUGCAAGGAACGUUCCAGACUCUGAUCUUAUUAAAACCAACAUCAAACAAGGAUGUCUGCAUAUAUAACACUU